AUGGCUGCCUUCGAGAAAACAUACCGCUCAACGCCAAUCAACCCCCCGCUAUACCAGGAUGCUUCGCCUGAGGCCAAGAAUAUUACCUACAAGAAGGACUGGAAUUACUCGCUCUUGGACUGCUGUUCUCCAGGCUCGUUGUGCUUCCUGACGUGCUGCCUUCCCUGCCUCACCUUCGGACGAACUCAAGCCAGGGCCCAGGACCCAACUCUCAAGAGCUACAGCAGCAUCAACUCCGAGUGUCUGAUCUUCACCGGCCUCACCCUCUGCUGGUCCCAAUGGAUCAUUCAAACAAUCCGACGUGGCGAGAUGCGCGAAAGGCACGGUAUCAGCGGCUCUUGCUGUGGGGACUGCUGCGCAACCUUCUGGUGCGGAUGCUGUACCCUCGUCCAGGAGGAGAAGGAGAUGGAGUUGCGCACGAGGCCAGAGCUGACGGGGUAUCAAGGUACGCCGCAGAUGGCGUAUCCAUGA
Molecule: messenger RNA, 471 nt
Organism: Aspergillus nidulans FGSC A4
Lineage: Eukaryota; Fungi; Ascomycota; Eurotiomycetes; Eurotiales; Aspergillaceae
Product: PLAC8 family protein
Exons: 3
Coding region: 1-471 (156 amino acids)
Source: RefSeq, a predicted model, not a curated record